Messenger RNA from Periophthalmus magnuspinnatus, 4777 nucleotides. It is a transcript of the gene ankrd40, whose product is annotated as ankyrin repeat domain 40. NCBI's taxonomy places the organism in Eukaryota, Metazoa, Chordata, Actinopteri, Gobiiformes, Gobiidae. Bases 393 to 1622 code for a protein of 409 amino acids. Gene Ontology annotation, molecular function: protein binding. The record is from RefSeq and is a predicted model, not a curated record. The transcript has 6 exons.
CCACGCUCGGCCCCGGUGCUGCUGUUGCUUUGCUUUGCUCUGGCAGCCAAGUGGCCGAGACUACCGCUAAUCCCGCUGGCUCUGACUGUGCGCUGCAUCGCCAAUAACUGCGCAAACUAAACCCAAAUUACGCAGCGUAUUUGCGACACUGUAGAGCGCAUAUCCGUGUGCGUAGUUUUCGCAUUUCACACCCCAAAUUGCGAAUAGCAGAAAUGUUUUGUGUCCUAAUGCUAACUAGGUGGGUAAGAUUAGCCAUUUAGCUCGCCAAAUCUGUUUUCUGUGCAAUCGGGAAGGGAGGGCAACGUAAGGCGAUUAGCGCUAAGAACCGUUCAAUGCGUCUUCAUUGGACACGUCGCACGCUUUUGGAAGUUUAGAUGACAUUAUUGUGAAAAAUGUCCACCACUUCGUUGGAUAAGGAGUUGCAGGAGCGGCUGAGAGAGGCGUCUGCUCUCGGGGACAUAGACGAAGUGCGGACAUUGGUGGAGAGCGGAGUGAAUGUCAACUCCCAGAACGAGAUCAAUGGAUGGACUUGUCUGCACUGGGCGUGUAAGAGAAACCAUAAGCAUAUAGUCUCCUAUUUACUCAGCUGUGGAGCAGACAAGGAUAUCCUCACUGCUAAGGAUGAACUGGCCUCACAGCUUACAUCCAAGCCUGAUAUCAAAAGACUAUUAGGAGUUGAAGUUGAGGAAGUGCCUGAAGUGAAGGAACCCGAGUUGCCAAUCAUCCCAAACUACCUGUCCAACCCGCCGUUCAUGUACUCCAGCCUGAAUGAGCAGGCCGAGGCUGUCCUGAGCCAGCACCUCACGCAGAACGGUUCUGCUGAACACACGGAGGACAGUAACGGGGAUUCUGUGCCUCUGUCCCCUGUCCACGAGACCGAUAACCAGUCCCAGGCCACAGAGAGCUCUUCCGUCCCCAGCACACAGCCUCUUAGCCAGGCCAGCAGCAGAGGGUUCAUUCCCAUGUGCGAGCAGAAUGGAGCCUCCACCCCCCCACCCUCACACAACCACCCUGUAGUGAACUGCACCGUGCCCAUGGACCUUUCCGUGGAGCCUCACCUCAACCACAUAGACCAUCAGUACUCCACUCACAACGGCACGGUCCACACCCCCCCGCUGGCCGCUCCAAGCCCCAGUCUGCCCGGGAACAGUGGAGGAGUCCAGGCCCCAGUACAGAGCACCAACCCUGGGGUCAGCCGGCAGCAGUCCAUCCCCCAACAGCUCACCUACAGCCAGGGAGGAGGACAAAUGCCAGCGUUCCAACCAUUUUUCUUCACCAGUACCUUCCCUGUCAAUGUGCAAGAGUUGGUGCUGAAAGUGCGCAUCCAGAACCCGACGGCUCGAGAGAAUGAUUUCAUUGAGAUCGAGCUGGACCGACAGGAGCUGACCUACCGCUCUCUCCUGAGGGUUUGCUGCAGGGAGCUGGACAUCAGCACAGAGCAUGUGGAGAAGAUCAGGAAACUGCCCAACACCAUGCUCAGAAAGGACAAGGACGUGGCACGGCUGCAGGACUUCCAGGAGCUGGAGGUGGUUCUGGAGAAGGCCGAAGGGCUGUCUCUGUUCUCCGGAGGCCUGACGGACAGGCCGUGCUACAACAUGAAGGCAUCUCGACUCACCUAUUAGCGCUACUACACCAAGAUCUGACACUGACAACUCGCAUCCCUAUAACUCCUAUGAACCUUUGGCUGGCCACUUCUCCUGUUACAGCUUUGUUCGGCUUCGGUGUUUUGCCAGUUUUCUAUCUGGGAUUCGCUUUUUUCCAAGCUCAGUAGCUCUCCUCCUUCUCUUCCUCCUCUUCCUCCUCUUGUUUCAGUGUGCUCCCAACUUACUGAUGCAUGCUCUCUGGGCCACGUGGAAGUCUUCAGGCCCACUCUGCUUUGUUCCUCUGCCCAGUUUUGUUGCACUUUGGUCAAUCAGCAGAGGUGGGACACUGUGGGUCUUCCACACUACUGACCAGGAAGAGGGGAUAACUCUUAGCCUUAUAUGGGAGGACGUACUUUGGUCUACAGCAAAGAUAUAUUGGAUAAGUCUGAAGGAUUUUCUAAUGUGAAAGCUAACCAGCAGAAGGACUUUAACAAUGGCUAUAAUUUCUUUUCUGCACAGGAAAAUUGGACUGAUGGAAUUUAAUUAUAUUAACAAUCAUUUUGGUUUAAAACAACAUCAAAAUGUAGAAAUAGUCACUGUGGACUAAGAGGACUAACCUUUAUAAUUUCUGCAUUUUGUUUUUUUUUGUUUUUUUCAAAAUUUUUGGUGGGCACACGUCUGAUUUCCAUGUGGAGUUGGUUACCUUAACACUACUUUUUUUUGUGUGUCUUUUGCGUCAGCGUAUCAUUGCAUCAGUGUACUAGAAUUCAAAAUACGGGUGGGUGAUAUUUCCUUUUUUCCCAAAACAACAAUGUUUUUUUAUUCUUAAUGUGCCUAUAAAUGUUGUGAAGUUUCAAAUGUCUCACAAAAAUUACAUUUUUUCCUUUUUUUUAAGCAGCUGUUUUUUCAGUACACAUUAUACUUGAUUAAUUUAGCUUGGCUUCAAAACAAUAAUGUACAUUUUUCUAUAUAUUGCCCACCUCUGCCCAGAAGAUAAAACCAAAAAUGCCAGCAAUCAUUUAAGUUGUAUUCCUCAAGUUUUGUUUAUCACUAUGUUGCUCCAUUGGAAACAGUUAACAAAAUUUUGAGAUUUUAAAAUGUAAGCUACAUAUAUUUUAAAGUUUACAUAUUGUGCAUUAUUUGAACUUUUGGGCAUCUUGGAACUGUUUUUUUUUUUAUUUAUUUAACAAUUACAAUACUGUCUGUAUGGGGAAAAAUACACCUUAAGAUGGUGGGAGUGAACCAUUGAAAUGCUAACAGUUCAGACAUGGAGAACACAAUUCGAGUAGUGAUACGCUUAUUAAGAAAUGCCCAAAAAACUCGGGCUUGGUUUAAAUUGGUAUCAUAACUAUCAGCAUAGAUAAAUUAAUUCAUAAAAGUAAAUAAGUAAGUUGCAAAAUAUGUCUACUUUAAUUUUUGAGGCCAUAUAUUUAUACAGUCCAAACACUAAGUUUUUGAGUGGAGUACCCUUACUAACAACAUUAGGGAUGCACCGAUACAAUACUGGUAUUAGAUAUCGGCGCCGAUACUGAAAAAUCUGCUAGAACAGAUAUUGGCUCUAAAAUACCGCUUCAGUCAAUAUCCAAGUUGGACAUGCAAGGUGUAAUAUGACUAUUUACUCACUGCAGUUGUCCCAGAAAGUCUUAAUGUUUUAAUUUUUAUUUACACAAAGCCGUUCUGCACUUACUUGAGAGAUAAAUGACGUCACAUUUGGAUCAGGUUUGUCUAAUUUUAUUUUAGUUCAAAGAAAAUAAAUGCAGUUUUCAGUCUCGAUACCAAUAUCAAUUGAUACUAGUGCACAAACUGAAAAAGCUGGAUCGAUGCAUCCCUAAACAAAUGCCCAAUAAGCGCCUGGUUUUAUAUUGACACUAAGAAUCAACUGCAAAAAAAGUAAACGAGUAAGUUGCGUAAUAAGUCUCCUGAGACUAUAUAUUAUACAGUUCAAACACUACUUCUGGCUGUUCCAUUUUAUUAUUGUUAUUUUUAUUGCUGACUGUAACACAUUUGGUAGUGCCAUGGAGGCAUAUGCUGCUGAUUUUAACCAUUUAAAUGCUUCUAGUUUGUUAAAAUGGUUUGCUUUAUCAAGUGUUUACUAUUAGCUUAGCCGCACACCUUAAGCUCUUAUUUGUGUAUGGAUAUCCUUUAACUCCUUUUAAUUUUAUUUGUGUAAUUAUUGUGUCAAAAAUUCAGCUAUAUAAUGGUAGCAGAGUUUAGAAAGAUAUUAAAGGUGCGUUAUGGAACUUUUCUGGUGUGACCGGCACCUUCUUGGUUUUUGUCAUGGGGGAGAUUAUUGCUUUGUUUGGAAUGUUCCACUGUCUGGUAUUAGAUUGAUCCUCUAUGGAGACAUGUUUUACAAUUUUUAAUUUUUUUCAUUUUUUUUAGCAAUGAAAAUAAGUUCUUGAAUGAAUAAUUGCCAGAUACACACAUUUAAAGGUCCCAUUUAAAGGUUACACAAAAUGCUUGCGAGUUUUAAGCCAUAUUAUAAUGUUGUUACUUCCUCAAAAACAUACCUGGAGUUGUGUUUUGUUUCAUUCACACAUUUUUGCGUAAAACUUUAUUAUUAGUCUGCACUUCUUGUAUUACCUCAUGACAUCACAAGGUGGAGUGUUUGCAUAUUUAGGAUGAAUUUCUCUCUAAAACUGAAGGGUUUGUGUGUUAAACGUGUGAAUGAAACAAAGAUAUAUCGAGGUAUGUUUUUGAUGAGGAAACAUUUAACAUAGAUCAGCAAAUAGCAUAAUAUUGGCCCUUUUAAUGCCAUAUGUUGAAAUAUUCUAGUCAAAAUCAUCUCCAUGGAGACAAAUAGGAGCCAGACCCUACCAGAAAAGUUCCAUAGCACACCUUUAAGAUUUAAAACAAGUGCAAUGUGGGGGUAGAAUUUUUAAUUAUGAAAAAAACAAACUACCAAGAGUGCUUUUAUGUUCACUUAGUUGAAAAAUUUAUACUAAGUGAGAGAAGCCUGUUUUAAAGUAGGUUUAACAGAGCCUUUGAGUUCAACAGGAGGGGAGGACUAGUUUAGUUUUGCUGGGUUGCAGAAAAAAGUUUAACUUAACCUAUGCAUUCAGAGUCCGAUAUUUUUAUAUGCAGUAUGUUGACGUCUGUGUACUUGUUCAGAUAACCUUAGCCACAGCCAGUGUUCUUCUCGGCACACGUGUAUCAUAUCUGUUACUCCAUAAAGCAUGGUUCUAUUAAACUGA